Acanthoscelides obtectus is the source of this 819-nucleotide messenger RNA. Lineage: Eukaryota; Metazoa; Arthropoda; Insecta; Coleoptera; Chrysomelidae. The record is from the annotation of a GenBank genome assembly.
CUCUUUUCCAAAAUUAAAUUUAGUUCUUGAACGUUACACGGAGACGGAGCACACAGCCGCUGGCGGCCGACGUUCACAGGUAGCACUACCAUGCCGUCCGAGCGCGGUGUUGCCUUUCUUUCAUCACGGCUCGUAGUUGACGUCGGCUGUGGUUGGAUUAUGGGAUUUUAUAACCUCACUUCCACCUAAAGAAUCAUUCACUGCUCCGAUAUUAUUUUUGAUAGAAAAUUGUAUUUAUUAUUUACGUUAUUCAUUAUAUAAGCCAGAAUGGUGUUUAAAAUUAUAAGAAAGAAUAUUAUGAUCGUAUUAUAUCACAAUUCCAAAUCUAGAGAGUUCAAAAACCUCAGAACAUACGGUUCGGUAUUCGUAGGAGCCAUGGCACUCUUUUCAACCAAAGUGGAGACAAAAGAAUUCAUGGCAGACCCGAUUACGCCUUGGGAUAAACUCCGAAAAAAUCCAAAUUCAAUGAAGGCAAAAAUGGAACUUAUGAUUAUGAAAGUGCAGAAAGAUUUCUGUAGAGCUUUAGAAAAGGAAGAAGAUUCUGAGUUCAAGUUUCUUGUUGACAGGUGGGAACGUAAGGAAGGAGGUGGUGGAAUAACAUGUGUCCUUCAAGAAGGCAAAGUCUUUGAAAAGGCAGGUGUCAACAUUUCUGUGGUGUCAGGAACAUUGCCAAAGCUGCUGUUGCACAGAUGCGAUCUAGGGGCAAAAAUUUAUCAGGUGAAGCUAAAGAAAAUAUGAUUUGACUACUCUAUUUAGCUUUUUUGCUAAAACAGCAUUAAAGCUGAGAUAAUAAUAGCACAAUCUUUAUUCCCAUCAGGC